AUGGGAGUCGUCGGCUUGUGGCAGCUGUUGGAUCCAACGGGGAAACCAAUUAGAUUGGAGACACUCGAAGGAAAAGUUCUUGCCAUCGAUAUCAGCAUUUGGUUGAACCAGCUCAUCAAGGGAUACCGCACGUCCGGUGGCGCGGGUGUCGACAAUGCUCAUCUAGUGGGUCUCUUCCAGAGAGUUUGCAAAUUGCUCCACUACAAAAUCAAGCCCGUAUUCGUUUUCGACGGUGAAGCUCCCGCGCUAAAAUAUCAAACCCUUGCUUCGAGGAAACGCCGUCGUGAAGAUGGGAACGAAGCCAUCCGUAAAGCUACGCAGAGAAUGCUCCAUACCUACGUCGAGCAGAAACUACUCGGCGAAGCCAAUCCAAAACUGCCGAAACUCAAACCAUCGCGACGAGAUCAAGAGAACGAGAGCUUGUUCAAGCUCCCACCAGGAUCGAUGCUCAUCAAAGAUGAAUCUGACGAUUCUAUGUCAGACGUCGACGUUUCCUACAAUGCCGACCUCGCCAACAUCAAAGUGGAUUCCGAAGAGUUCAAAACCUUGCCAUCCGAACUUCAGCAUGAAUUCUUGGUCGCCCUGAAGGAACAAGCAAAGAGAGGAUCUCGGCCGGUCGAUGAAUUACCCGUCGAUCGGGAUGAUUUUUCAAGUUUUCAAAUGGACCAAAUACUUAAGAAAAAUAGACUGCAGCUGAGGAUCCAAGAGGUGCGGAAGGAAAUGAAUGACGGACUCCUCCGGAUGGCCUCGGACGCCGACGUGCAAUUGUUACUGAAAAUCACACCAGCCAAAUACGAUUUCGAGAAGCGAGAGCCGAAAGCAGAAAACGGAGACGACGACGAAGAGUCUCCGGUGAAGAAACCGAAGUUAGAACCUACUCAAUCCGAAGACGCGAAGAUCGUCGAACGAGACGAGGGCAAACGCGUAGAGAAUUUCCUCGUGUCACAGUGGCUGGAAGGUGCUCAGCGAGGAGAGGAGACCAACGAAACACUCAAGAAAGCGGUGGAGCUCGUCCACGACGAGCCCGGGAUGAUAACCGAUUCCGAGGCGAGCUCCGAUGAAGAACGGCCGAAUAACGUUCGCAAGAGACUGCCCUCAACAGGUGGCAAAGUUAGCGCAGAAGAAGCCAUGCGUCAGCUCGAGCCUAGUAGUCCCGCUGGCGGAGCCAUGGGCCAAACGAAGGACGACAGUCUCGCGAGCGACGGCUUGUCGCUCGACGUAGGUCACGGCAGCAUAGUGAGCGCAAGUACGACGAGAGUUAUGCAGCCCGACGAACGAUUCGACGAGGGCUCGGAAACGAAGAAAACUUCCGAAGACGAUGACGCUCCAUGUCCUCCCGAAGGCCAGUUCGAGGACUCGGCGGACCAGAGCUGCAACACCGACGUACUGAACGCAGAUCUCGAAGUGUCGGAGACUGGCAACUCGGUGUUCAAAACGGAAGAAGCGGUCGAACGCUCGAAGAGUCUUGAGGAGGAAACGUCGGCUCAGAGCUCGGAGAGCUGCAAGUUGACCGAAGUAACCGGUACACCUGUUCUCAAAGAGGUCUCCUUCAUGGGAACGACGCAGAGCUCGCUCAAUUCGAACGACGACAUCGUCCUUCCACAGAACCUUAGUCGCUACGCCAGCAAGGAGCCGAGCAGGUGCAACUCGAAUUCCAUGGGCUUCGUGCCGGCCUCCGCCCCGUCCCUCACAGACAAUCCGACUGACUUCCAUCAGGCUCUCGAAAUAAUUAAGGAGCAAGAGAGAAGGCAGAGCGAAUGUCUUGAGGACAAGGAUGCUGCGAACCUGCAUUUGAUCAACGGCGAUUCCCCUAUACCGAUCGCCGAAAUAAAAUCCGAGCCGCUCAGCGACGAAGACGAAUAUUCUUCGGCGAGUCUUCCGGUGGACGCAGCCGUCAAGGAAGAAGAAGAAGACGACGACGACGAUGACGACGACGCCGAGAAGGCUGAGACGAAUAACAACAUCGACGUCAAAAGCAUCGGAAGUCAGAGCACCUCCAGACUCAACAACGGCGUCGACAGCAUGAAAGCUCGACCCGCAACGAGCACCAUGUCCACGGAACAGAUCGAAGCCAGGAGGGAACAACUCCAAGUCCAGAACACGGCUCUGCAGAACGAAAUCAACCGAAUCCAGCGGCAGACGAGCGAAAUCACGGCGUCCAUGGCCGAAGAUUGCGAGGAGCUGCUGAAAAUGUUCGGCAUACCCGUGGUCCGAGCCCCGCGAGAAGCCGAAGCCCAAUGCGCGGCCCUCGAACAAGCCGGACUCGUUCAGGGUGUAGUCACGGACGAUUCCGAUAUCUUUCUAUUCGGUGGAAACGUCGUGUACAAGAAUUUAUUUUCACAAGAUCAUCAGUGCGAAAUGUACGCUGCAAAAACAAUUGAAUCGAACCUCAAAUUGAGCCGAGAGGACCUGAUCGGUUUCGCAAUGCUGACCGGAAGUGAUUACACGAACGGCAUCGAGAACGUCGGUCCGGUCAUGGCAUGCGAGAUCAUCGCCGAGUUCCGGAGCGGGAAGAGCGUCCUCAAAACUCUGACCGAGUUCAAGAAGUGGUGGUCGCUCGCGCAGCGUGGGGCGGCCCUUCCGAAAAACUCGAUCCGCACGCGUUUCAUCAAACUCGUGCUCGACGACCGCUUUCCCAGCGAGGCUGUCCAUAGCGCCUACUGCCAUCCUACAGUCGAGCGAGUGAAAGAGAAGUUUUCGUGGUCGCGACCCAAUCUGGAUUUGCUCCGCGGUUUCACCGCGAAAAAAUUCAACUGGCCGCAAGACAAAACCGACGGCUACCUCUUACCGAUCCUGAAGAGGUACGAAGACAAAUCUUCUCAGUCUAGAAUCGAUCGUUUCCUCUUGCCACAGCCUCAGAAACGCGAGAAUUUAUUCCCAAGUAAACGCAUGAAAGCAGCCGUUAGCAAAUUGAAACUCCUUCCGGAGAGAGAAGCCAACUUGUCCGAAAGUAGUUCGGACAGCGAAUGAGUGAUUUUUGUUUCUGUUUGAGAGAUCGAACGCAAAAUCCACCGCGAAUGAACUGUGUCAUAGCCGCCCUCGUCUGUCGAUCUUCCAAAGGUUUCUGUUGGGAUGUAGGAUUCCGUCGCUCUCC
Molecule: messenger RNA, 3094 nt
Organism: Galendromus occidentalis (western predatory mite)
Lineage: Eukaryota; Metazoa; Arthropoda; Arachnida; Mesostigmata; Phytoseiidae
Gene: mus201
Product: rad2 superfamily protein mus201
Exons: 4
Coding region: 1-2970 (989 amino acids)
Biological process (GO): nucleotide-excision repair
Cellular component (GO): nucleus
Molecular function (GO): DNA endonuclease activity; single-stranded DNA binding
Source: RefSeq, a predicted model, not a curated record